AUGAGUGGUGGUGGAACUGGUGGUGCCUCUAGUGGUGGUGGUAGUGGCGGCGGUGGUGGUUCUGGUCGGGCACAUUUCCGUAGUCAAUUAGGCUGUUGUAUAUGCGGGACAAAAUCAUCAUCUUCACGUUUUACUGCUAGUCAGAGAUAUGCUGAACACUUUGGGACAUGUUUUGGUCCACAGGCUGCUACACGUUCAGGUGAUUUGUGCAAUGCAUGUGUACUGUGUGUUAAGCGAUGGCUUCAACGUGGGAAACACCCUAAUUUCUUUAUACAGGUCCUCGAUAGUAAAAAAGGUCCAGGACCAAAGCAUAUGAAAGAGAUAACUAAACGAGCACGUCGUCGUGAGGCUAAACAGCAAGCCGCAGCGGCAGCACAAGCAGCAGCUUCGGGUUCUUCUGGUAAUGUUAGUGGAGUUAAAGAGUCAAGAAGCGCUAAGUCUUCAUCCAUUGGUGGCGCCAUCUCUACAGAAACUGCGGCUGGUACUACUUCUGUGACCACUAAUAAUAAUGGUACUCGUAUGACAACAUGCGGCGGUAAUGGUCAUCAUUGUUCACGAUCAAAUUUUCAUCACCAUACUACAAAUAAUACAAAAUCAGAUGUUUACCUGCUCACAUCAAACAACUGUAUUCAUACACAAUCGAAUACGUCAUGUCAACAAUUGUGUGGAAAUAAUUCAAUGAGUACAAUUAUGACAGAAAGUACUAUGGGGGGAACAACACGCUCAUCUACACAACAAUCUCAACCAGUUUCGAAUGGACAUCGAAAUAACAAUACCAGUCAUCUUAGUACUUACGGUCGAUCAACACAGAAUAGUGCUGCAUCCAACUCAUCGAAAUCACAGAAAAAUGGUGGUGUAGUUCAUCGAAGUUGUUCUUGUCUACGUAUUAAUCAAGAAGAUUAUUUCUCUAAAUUGUCUUAUUCACAAGGCGCAACAAGAACUCGUGCAGCUGCCGCUAGACAACUAGAAGCUGCCAGUGCUGCAGCCGCGGCCGCUGCUGUUUUCGCUCAAACUACCGGAGGUAUACUGUCGUCUUCGACACCAUCACGUGACCACAAAGGUAUGAACAACAACUACCUACUGUAUGACCAUCAUUCAUCAGAUAUCCUAAUGAUGAGUAAUGUUGUUACACCGUUGGCGCCUAAUGAAUACGAUAGUAUGAAUUAUGGUGGUACUGCUAGUAGUGGUAGUUUGCAUACAUGUUGUUCAGCUUUGUGUCUGUCAUCCUCCUCUUCAUCAUCUACUUCAUCAAAAUGUCAAGCGAACAUCGGCACCAGUGCAUCAACGGCAACUGGCAUUUGUUGUUGCUGCUCUCCAUCCUCGAAUGCUGCCAUUUCCCCCUGUUGUUGUUGUUGUUACUGUAAUAAUAGUAAUUGUUGUGGUUGUAGUGGAAGUGUCAGUGGUUGCGGAAGUAUCAGUGGGUGUAGUGGUAGUACAAGUGGUUUUGUAUCGAAUUCUUCCAGCCUUUCGAUUGCUAGUCCUACGAAUAAUAAUAAUAAUAAUUGUUCAAGUGCUAAACGAAAUGGUAGUGUUCAACAGUCUCAUCAAUAUCAAUGUCGACGAGUCACUGAAUUUCGACAUCCUCAGCCACCACAAACUAGUCAAAUGAAUGUUACAACGGGUUGUACUAGCAAUGGUAAUAGUAAUAAUAAUCGUGAGAAGAAUACAUCCUCAUCUAUGAAUGGUAAUACUGAGAACUGUAAUAAUCCAAGUACCACUUGUAUGGUAAAUAGCAUUAACAAUACUGCAGUGUCUUCUACUCCAUCACAACAGUCUAUUUCAACUGUAAAUAUAGAUUGUAAUGAAAUGAGUCUAUCAGAUGUAUCAGUAACAAAUACAAGGGCAAUAACCACUGCGACAUCAACAACGACAACAACACCAACUAUUCCUACACGACGUUACAAUCGUAGAGUUGUUCUACCUCCUGUAAGAAUGACACAUAAUCCUGAAGUGGAUUCAUUAUUACGUGAAAUAAUGGAACGAAAUAGUCAAGCUGUAAAUUUUGAUUCACGUGAAAUGCAUAUGGCUGUACAACAAGAGUUACGACUUCGUAGUCGUACUAUACAUACUGCUGCAUCAGCUUCAGGUGGAUCAAUCUCUGGACGUGCAUCAUCAAUAAGCUCAGCAGAUGGUUCUACAGAGGCGACAGUUGGUUCUAGCAGUCAAACCUCCCUACCAAAUGUGAGAAGAGAGGAGAGAAAAGGAGGAGGAGAUAUAAAGUUAUACAAGCAACAGGAAGAGGAAGAAAACAAUGCAAUACAUCUUUAG
This is a messenger RNA of Trichobilharzia regenti, 2268 nucleotides long. Lineage: Eukaryota; Metazoa; Platyhelminthes; Trematoda; Strigeidida; Schistosomatidae. The record is from the annotation of a GenBank genome assembly.